GAAUGAGAGAGAGAAGCUCAGUCUGCUGGAAAAAGGAGGAGGAACUGCUGAUGAUCUCCUAGGAGACACCAGAACAUCUCUCUGACUAACGGGAGUCCCGCUCAACAGCCGAGAUGGCUCGGGACAUGUCAGAUAAAGAUAUCCUGAAGAUGGAGCUGGAUCAGUUGAAGAAAGAGGUCAGCACAUCCAGAACUGCAGUUUCUGCAACUGCUCCUGAGCUCAUCGCCUAUGCUGAGGCUCAGUCUGCAGAAGACCCCCUGAUCAAGGGAGUUCCUGAAGACAAGAACCCCUUUAAGGAGAAGGGAGGUUGCAUCAUCACAUAGCGAAGGCCCUCCACUGGCCACACUCUUAAAAAGAAGGGUUCCUGGAGGGAUCUUGAUGGGGGUCCAUGGUUCUUUAGCACACCAUGACCUGUUUAGGCUUCCCUGCAAGAAGAGCAGCAGCGUACCUUUCGCCGUCUUUCCCAGAACCACUAAUCAAAGCAUGUCAACACGACAGGUUCCCAUACAGAGAUCCUUUCUUUUUUAGAUUGCAAGCUAUCUUUUUUAAAGCACAGUCAGGAUAAGUAAAUCUGUCACGGACAGCACGGACAAUCAGUGUUUAGCAUGUACUUUGGACAUAUGAUGAUGUAUGGUCAUUGAGAAGUUAUGAUACCACAGCUAGUGACAGGAGAGGGACGCCCACAUCCUUGAUUACUAUUUGUAAUAUAUUUUUCUGGGUAUCUUUUUAAAAUAAAUGCAUCUAGUAUUAGCCAAAAA
Pygocentrus nattereri (red-bellied piranha) is the source of this 758-nucleotide messenger RNA. RefSeq names its product guanine nucleotide binding protein (G protein), gamma transducing activity polypeptide 2b (gene gngt2b). Gene Ontology annotation, molecular function: G-protein beta-subunit binding. Gene Ontology annotation, cellular component: heterotrimeric G-protein complex. The record is from RefSeq and is a predicted model, not a curated record. NCBI's taxonomy places the organism in Eukaryota, Metazoa, Chordata, Actinopteri, Characiformes, Serrasalmidae. The coding region runs from base 114 to 323 and encodes 69 amino acids. The transcript has 3 exons. Gene Ontology annotation, biological process: G protein-coupled receptor signaling pathway.